AUGGGUCGCUUGUCAACUCAGAAGAUUCCGGAGGAUCUUGAACAGUUUUUCAAGUCCUUGAAGGCUUCUAAUUGUUCCGCGAAGUGGGAUUGGAAUAAGCUCAUCGAGGUAAUUCGACCAGCAAAUCGUAAUGGGAAAGCGUUUUUGGGCUUGUGUGAAGCAGGUGUAUUCCAUAUGAUGUACAGCAAAACAUCCAAAAGGGAAUCCAAUCUUCUCUGUAAAAAACUGCAUACAUCCGAUAUUGACUUACUGAAUUCUGUUGGUAUUUGUUAUGCGCUACAGUUGCUAUCUGGAAUUGCCUCCAACCGCAUUGAUAAAUUCAAGGAGACUUUUGAGCAGAUUGUAUCUUCGCUUCUGGACGCUAUUAUAACGGCUUUAAAAAUUUCAGAUUUUAAUGCCCCAGUUCUUCAGCCUCUUACUGCACUCCAAGAUACCAAGAAAAGUGUUCUUCCACGUAUAUCUCCCAUGAAUGAAACUGGUGUGACUAAUAUCCUUGAAUUGGCCCUUUGUAGAAUGUAUGUGCUAUCUAGCACUCUUCGUAGUUUACUUGAGCACGGGACUUCCGUUACUGUUCCUGUCAGCUUACCAUAUUUGUGCUCAGUGAUUGCUGCAGCAUUUUCUGUGAAUAUAUGUGAUGCGCGUCGAUCAUCUUUUGUUCUGAUAUCAUGCGCUAAGCAUCUUCUUCAUACAUUCAGUGUAAUUGUUCAGUCCUGUGGUGUCAAUAUUUCUCCUGCAGCGCCGUCUCUUUUCACGAGUAUGGUGUAUCAACUCGAAUGGUCUUCGAAUUUCGCUCGUUGUCAUCCUUCGGAGCAAUCCCUAACCUAUAAGCUGGCCGUUUAUCGAUGUAUUUCAUCUCUUCUAGAUGCCACGGUUCAUGUUGCAUCUCCCACUCUAUGCCGUCUUGCUAAUCGAGUUAUUUAUGAAGUCUCUUCCGAUAUUUCCUUCCCAGCUAGAGAGAACCUAAAUCAAAUGUUCAUCAGCAGUGGUGGUGACUUAGCCAUCUACGAACUACAAAUUUGCUGCACUGUGGCUUCUCUUCAUCUUUUGGAAGUUCUUUUUGUCAAUCAUCAUUUUAUUCUUAACUGUUCUAUAGCAGAAGGCGCUGAUUUUUGUGAUUACAAACUGAAGCAUGCAUUAUUAUCUUUAUCCUCGGAAGUAAAUGCUCUUGCAUCUCGACUUGUUUUUCUGUUGAGCAAACAGAAUAGACUAAAUUCCAUUGAAGAGGUUUUGAUUAGACCUCACUUCCUCAUGGCACUUAUCGAUACGGCUUCAGCUGUUGUAGACUAUGGAUUCCUUUUUUCAAGGUUUAAUGCUUUGUAUGAUCUAACGAAGUCUCUCCUGGCGCAUAAAGAUUACGACCUUCGUUUAACGGCUGAUAGGUGUUUUAGACAUUCGUUCAAGUUCCUUAAAUCAGAAACGCCAUGUCUCGCUAAUGAAAAGUUGUUCGUGUCAUCCUUUACUCAAACUGAUGAGACGAAUCCUUCUAUUCAGCCUGAAAAGGAAGAGACAAAUGCCACAUCUGCUGUGGAAUAUACAUCCAAAGCAGGUACACUUGUGGAAAAGGAAUCGACUUCACAUGUAUCUGCUAACUUUUAUUCAAAUGUUUCGGAGCAUCACAAGCCCAUGAAUUCAAUAAAAUCGAAUAGUAUCCCUGUGGAGAAAACCAUGAAACCCUUUUCCUCUGAAAUGAUGGAGACACCGAAGCAGUCGGAAAAUUAUGGAAAGAAGAGAGUGCGGUUUGAAGACACUCCCCCAAAUGCCUCGAAGAAAUCCUGUAUUGAAAAUAGGAGUAUUUUAAGGGCACCAACUCCAGCGAAGCCACCCAAACAGACUCCAGCCCCUGAAGAAAAUUCGGACUUAAACUUUGCCUCAAUUGAAGAGGCCUUGUGUACAUUUGAUGAUACUUUGUUGUAA
Molecule: messenger RNA, 1914 nt
Organism: Rodentolepis nana
Lineage: Eukaryota; Metazoa; Platyhelminthes; Cestoda; Cyclophyllidea; Hymenolepididae
Source: the annotation of a GenBank genome assembly